AUGAAUAAGACUGCCAACAGACCUACAAUGCCAUGGUCUGCAUCACCGGCAUUGGCAAGAACCGUAGAGGAGAGCCGGCUUGAUCCUCGGGCGAACCCAGAAUCUGGAACCACGGAAUUGGACGAAUCUUUCCUUGAACUGACCACGUACCAAGGGAGAGAAUUUCAAAAUUACUCCUUGGAAAAUAGCAUUUAUUUUGGGCCUGUUGACGAUGUUAUCGGAGUAGAUAUAUCUCCACAUAUGAAGCCGGAUGACACUCCUGAGAACCUGUGGCUGCAGUGUAACCAGGUUGAUGACCUGAAUCGAACGUUCACAUUUCCACCAAACCAUUUCGACCUUGUUCACUCGAGGCUUAUCGCUUCUGGAUUGCAUCGACAGAGAUGGCCGAGAUAUAUUAGGGAUAUCAAAAGAACCCUGAGGCCUGGUGGCUGGGUACAGAUGGCCGAAAUGUAUUUCAAUGUCCAAUCAGAUAACGGUACAAUCACGAAUGAUCACGCCUUGAGGCAGUGGAGUUCGAGAUACGCUCGAAGCAUCGAGGACGUUAAAGAUCCUAGGGUUGCAAUGAAUUUGGGAAACCUCUUAACAUCUGCAGGAUUUGUCAAUGUUGAAACGAAAUUGAUCAAUAUCCCAUUAGCUGCAUGGUCAAACGAUCCCAGGAUGCGCGAGAUAGGAAGUUUAAAUAGACUCAAUGUCUAUCGUCUUUUUGGAUCGUUGGCAUUGUAUCCGCUUAUGAAGCGAUUGCAUAUGUCUCGAGAAGAAUUUGAGGUACUUGUAGCACAGGCUCGCAUCGAGGUAGAUAACCUCUCACUUAAAGCAUACUUCCCGCUAUACGUUUCCAUCGGCCAAAAGCCGUAA
Molecule: messenger RNA, 855 nt
Organism: Histoplasma capsulatum G186AR
Lineage: Eukaryota; Fungi; Ascomycota; Eurotiomycetes; Onygenales; Ajellomycetaceae
Exons: 7
Coding region: 1-855 (284 amino acids)
Source: RefSeq, a predicted model, not a curated record